UCUCUGCCAGCUGUACCAUCUCGAGAGACACAGUUAUUUGGAAUUUAGAGAGGUGGAAACCCAGGCUCUGGAAAGCAGACAAGUUGCCCGAACUCUCCCAGGGAGAGAAGGCAUUCACAGGUGCCUGAUGCUCAGCCAUCUGCUGAUUGAUGACUUUCUACCAGAACAGUGAACUUGAGGGGUCUGACUAGAAAAUGUGGAUUUACUGUUUCCUGUUGGUGGGCUCGAAGUCUGUGAAUGGGACUUGUGGGAGAUGCUGGAGCCGGUGACCCGUCGCAUGCACUUGCUAGGUGGCCUGUGGGGUGCGCCGCCCCCCAGCGGGGUCCUGGCCAGGGAUCUCGAGGUCUUUGGCGCUAGCCCUUCAGAAUCUGAAACCAGAGGGGUGGUGCCGCGCCGGGCCAGCCCCCAGCUCUCCCGCCUUAACCGGCGCCGCCACUUAGCGAAGCCAAACCAGAGGGAGGCUGCAGGCUACGGGGAGCCUCGCCCGCCUGCCCGCAUGGAGGCCCUCGCGCCCGCGCCCGCACCCCCGCGCCCCGCGCCACGCUGCCCGCCGCUGGCCGAGCUCCGGGAAGAGCUGCGGGAGCUCCUGACGCUGGCGGUCCCAGCGUUCCUGGCCCAGUUGAUGGUGUUUCUGAUCAGCUUCAUAAGCUCGGUGUUCUGCGGCCACCUGGGGAAGCUGGAGCUGGAUGCUGUCACUCUAGCCAUUGCAGUGAUCAAUGUCACUGGUGUCUCUGUGGGGUUUGGCUUGUCCUCUGCUUGUGAUACCCUCAUCUCCCAGACCUAUGGGAGCAGGAACUUGAAGCACGUGGGCGUGAUCCUGCAGCGCGGAGUCCUCGUGCUGCUGCUUUGCUGUUUCCCCUGCUGGGCACUUUUCCUCAACACCCAGCACAUCCUGCUGCUCUUUGGACAGGACCCGGAUGUGUCUAGGCUCACCCAGACCUAUGUCACCAUCUUCAUUCCAGCUCUUCCGGCAACCUUCCUGUACACACUACAAGUCAAAUAUUUGCUCAACCAGGGAAUCAUACUACCCCAGAUUGUAACUGGCAUUGCAGCCAAUUUCAUCAAUGCCCUCACCAACUACUUGCUUCUCCACCAGCUGCAUCUUGGGGUGAUGGGCUCUGCACUGGCAAACACAGUCUCCCAGUUCUUCCUGGCCCUGCUCCUCUUUCUCUACAUCAUCUGGAGGAAGCUGCAUCAAGCCACCUGGGGUGGUGUCUGUGUGCUCACUGCAGGCUGGACCCUCGAGUGCCUACAGGACUGGGCAUCCUUCCUCCAACUAGCCAUUCCCAGCAUGCUCAUGCUAUGCAUUGAGUGGUGGGCCUAUGAGAUCGGCAGCUUCCUCAGUGGAAUCCUUGGCAUGGUGGAACUGGGUGCCCAGUCUGCCGUGUAUGAGCUGGCUGUCAUCAUGUACAUGAUCCCAACUGGCUUCAGCGUGGCUGCCAGUGUCCGGGUGGGCAAUGCACUGGGUGCUGGCAACACAGAGCAGGCCAGGAGGUCCUCGACUGUUGCGCUGCUAGUCACAGAGGUCUUCGCUGUCACCUUAUGUGUCCUGAUGCUGAGCUGUAAGGAGCUGGUGGGCUACAUUUUUACCACUGACCGAGAAAUCAUUGAUCUGGUGGCUCAAGUGGUUCCCAUUUAUGCUGUUUCUCACCUCUUUGAAGGCCUCGCUUGCACAAGUGGUGGCAUCCUUCGGGGCAGCGGGAAUCAGAAGGUGGGUGCCAUCGUGAACGCCAUCGGGUACUACGUCAUUGGCCUCCCCAUUGGGAUCACGCUGAUGUUUGCAGCUGGGCUGGGAGUGAUAGGGCUGUGGGCAGGAAUCAUCAUUUGUACCAUCUCUCAGGCAGUGUGUUUCUUAGGCUUUAUUACUCAACUGAACUGGAAAAAAGCCUGCGAACAGGCUCAAGUCCAUGCCAACUUGAAAGUAAGCCCAGCUCAGGAUGGGACUGCCUUUCUCGCUCAGGAUCUACUCUGCCCAGAUGCCACACAGCAGCCUCCUCUCAGAAUAGGCUUUAUAGAGUGCUCUGAAAACCCCAGCAGGAUGUUAAUGAGAGACAUGGAAAAGAAAGACGAGGCGCAGUGGGGUCCACAGGGACCCCAGGAGGAGCAUCCUCAGAUCCCGCCAGGGGACACAAGAAGGCUAUCCAGGAGGCAGCUGGUGCUUCAUCGAGGGCUGUUGCUCCUGGGAAUGGUUUCCAUCCUGCUGGUAGGGAUCCUGGUCCGAGUCUACGUCAGAGUUCAGUGACGAGAUUGUGGAGAGCCUGGGCAGGUGCACUGUUGCUUCUGAGUUUCCACAACCCUUAGAACCAGGGUGGCAAUUCAUUUUCAGCCACUGUAUUUCACCUGGGCCCCUGGACUUCAAGAGCCAGAAGUUCAAAGACGUGUUUUCUAAUGAAGAAAAGGAACUAAGAUUAAAAGCAAAAGUAAUGUGUUCACUCAAGACCAUGUCUGAAAGAUCACAUCCAGCUAAUCCACAACCCUCUCAACCACAGGACCACUGGGUAUCAGCAAUAUCAAUCUGUGGCUUUGCUGUUUCUUUUGUUGACUGCUUUGUUUUGUUUUUAAAGACACAAAACUGGCA
Messenger RNA from Erinaceus europaeus (western European hedgehog), 2578 nucleotides. Its product is annotated as multidrug and toxin extrusion protein 1-like. Gene Ontology annotation, molecular function: antiporter activity; xenobiotic transmembrane transporter activity. The coding region runs from base 254 to 2242 and encodes 662 amino acids. The transcript has 17 exons. Gene Ontology annotation, cellular component: membrane. Gene Ontology annotation, biological process: xenobiotic detoxification by transmembrane export across the plasma membrane. Lineage: Eukaryota; Metazoa; Chordata; Mammalia; Eulipotyphla; Erinaceidae. The record is from RefSeq and is a predicted model, not a curated record.